Molecule: messenger RNA, 138 nt
Organism: Gryllus bimaculatus (two-spotted cricket)
Lineage: Eukaryota; Metazoa; Arthropoda; Insecta; Orthoptera; Gryllidae
Source: the annotation of a GenBank genome assembly
CACAUCGAUCUUGCCGCUUUGUGCGGCGGGGCAGGUGCGCGCGCCCACGUCCACUCCGAUGCAACGCAGCCUUUACGCUUGUUAGCUUGGCGGCAGACAGGUUCGCUCCGUCUCAGGGAUGUUCAUCUAUGCUUUUGA